This is a messenger RNA of Metarhizium robertsii ARSEF 23, 894 nucleotides long. RefSeq names its product hydrolase. Bases 1 to 894 code for a protein of 297 amino acids. The transcript is spliced from 3 exons. Lineage: Eukaryota; Fungi; Ascomycota; Sordariomycetes; Hypocreales; Clavicipitaceae. The record is from RefSeq and is a predicted model, not a curated record.
AUGGCGGCAACCACAACCAUCAAGGUCCCACAUCUCGGGGGCAUCGACGCUGGAUAUCGACUCUCCGACGGAGCCAUCGAUGCCACCAAGCCGACCGUUGUGCUCAUCAACUCCAUGUGCACCACGUCCUCGCUUUACAAUGUCCAGUUUGAGAACACGACGCUGACGGAUGCCGUCAACCUGCUUGCCAUCGAGCCCCUCGGCCAUGGCGCCACACGCUCUGCCUCGGAGCACUUCACAUACUGGGACACGGCCACCAUGGCCCUCCAGGUCAUGGAUGCGCUCAAAGUCAACAAGGCUUUCGCCGUCGGAACAAGCCAGGGCGGAUGGGUGGUCGUUCGCAUGGCCCUCCUGGCUCCAGACAGGAUCCUUGGGCUGCUUCCCCUCGGCACUUCGAUGGACUCCGAAUCAGCUGCUUCCCGAGAGAAAGGCUGCUGGGACCCCCAGAGCCAGCUUCUUCCCUUCUAUGAUAGCUGGUGCAGCGCCACGCCUACUCCUGACUUUGUCGUGGAUGAAGUGUGGCGUGGCAUGGUUGCCCAGCUGGGCUUCUCGGGAACUGUUGCGCCAGAGAUCUUGUCGUUCUGGGACGAAACUCUGAAGAAGGUCUACUCUGGGGAUGAGGGGCGCAGGAAGUUGCGCAUGGCCUUGGUGUGUCUGCUGGAGAGAGAUGGCUUGCUCUUCCGACUGCGAGAUGUCAAGUGUCCCGUCCAUUGGCUCCAGGGUGCCAAGGAUCCGGUGUUUGGUGAUGUUGUGCCCAAGGAGCAUAUUAAGCUGUUUACGAGUGCGCCAGAGGCGACGUUGACUUUUGUUGAGGGCGGUGGUCAUUACUUGAAUGCCACCAGUCCCAAGGAAGUUGAUGAAGCCUUGCUGAACAUGGUCAAGGCGUAUUCUUAG